Messenger RNA from Podospora anserina S mat+, 720 nucleotides. RefSeq lists its product as uncharacterized. The record is from RefSeq and is a predicted model, not a curated record. Bases 1 to 720 code for a protein of 239 amino acids. The transcript has 2 exons. Lineage: Eukaryota; Fungi; Ascomycota; Sordariomycetes; Sordariales; Podosporaceae.
AUGACCAAGAUGUUGUCACUCGUCUUACUGCUGUUCGCUUCUUUGUCUCGGGCACAGGAUAAUACUCCUCUUCCUUUGCCCUCGCCGACUUCGACGACGUCUGUUACGGUGCCGUGGUCGAGCAUCCCCGCGCCUCCGGCGGCGACAGGAACGGUGUGGUCUUCUACUUCGGCACCUACAUCUGCUCCUGCGGCCUCCGGCGGCAGCGGUGCCGCCACUGGUCAAGGGGCGGUUUGUGGGAAGGGGUUUACGUAUUGUGGGUAUAUCUUGAGGGAUCAUCAAGGCUUCGCCGAAGCAGACAUAGUAAAAUCCUACUGCUCCGCCUCCAAAGAAAACUGCCUCGACGGCAAGACCAAAACCGACCCCAUCCAAGCCCUCUACGUCUGCGUCCCCCCCGACAACUCCACCACCACCUUGUCCCUCACCUCCAACAUCUCCCCCAACUCCAACCCCUACGCCAACUCCGAUGACGGCUCCUCCUCCCAUUCCUCCUUUUUCAGAUCACUCUUUUCCGGUUUUGGUAACAACAACAACAAGCUCCACCCCCGCGGCUUCAACAACAAAAAGAGACAAGCCCCCGUCGCCGGCGCAGGCGGCGGCAGCUCCUGCAGCCUGACCGACACCGCGGGCAACAAGAUCGAGCUGCUCUGCAGUUGCGGAGGGACUUGUCUGAAUCCCGACAAGGAUCAUAUCGGGAGGUGUGAUGCUCCGUGUAACUGA